Orbilia oligospora ATCC 24927 is the source of this 1311-nucleotide messenger RNA. RefSeq lists its product as uncharacterized. The record is from RefSeq and is a predicted model, not a curated record. The transcript has a single exon. NCBI's taxonomy places the organism in Eukaryota, Fungi, Ascomycota, Orbiliomycetes, Orbiliales, Orbiliaceae. Bases 1 to 1311 code for a protein of 436 amino acids.
AUGUUUCAACCGGCAGAUGCGAUCGAAUGGAAGAGCGGCCUAUCCGGCAGUCAACCAGUUUGGAAGGUUGAGCCCUCCAUAGAUAUAGUUACGGACUUAAUGCGUUCCAAGGUUCAAGAGAUAUCACAGCAUGAGGGAUCAACCGAAGACAGCAUGUCUAUAGCGACCUUUCUCGGUGGUGGUGCCUUUAACAAGCUGUAUUUCAUGAACAACUAUAAAAAUUCAUGGAUUUUGCGGCUUACCCUACCCGUAGAUCCAUACUAUAAAACAGUCAGCGAGGUCGCAACAAUCAACCUAAUCCGGAAGUCCACGUCUCUACCAGUUCCAGAGAUUAUUACCCACUAUUCUGGAAGUGUGGAAGGAUUUCCGGGUGAUGGUAAUCUCGGCCUCGAGUGGAUACUCAUGACUAAGCUGCCAGGAAAAACCCUAAGAAAUGCCUGGUAUGAAAUGGAUAUAGGAGUUAAGAUGCAAUUUGUCGAGCUACUUGCCGAUAAGCUACAUGAGCUUUAUGCUUGUGACGCAGCUCGAUUCUCAACUAUCGGAAAUUUAUACCAGUCUUGCAUGCAGGCAGAUGCCAGUAGACCAAAAGCAUCAUCCGGGUCUGCCACAUACGCGGUCGGUAGGAUUGUCUCCAUGCCAUUUUUCUGGAAGAAGCGACUCUAUGAUCCCGUCGAACGCGGACCGUUUCCUUCUUCUGCGGGGUGGUUUACCUCUCGACUUCAGCUAGUUGACCACGAAUGUACCCAAAUUAUUGACUCCGAUUCAAGUAACCCAGACGACAAAGAAGAUGCUACAAGAUUCAGGAAUCUUUCUCGACGGCUUUCUCAGCAUAUUCAAAAUUUCUUACCUACAAACGAGAAAUUUGUAUUACAUCACGAUGACAUUAACGCCGGAAACCUUCUUGUUGAUCCAGAGACUGGAGCUCUCACCGGGAUCUUGGACUGGGAAUGUGUUUCCGUUCUUCCAACUUGGAAGUCUUGCCAACUUCCACUUUUCCUUAUGAACACCAAGGCUCGGAAUAUGCAGCCGUCAGAGACGGCUUAUUUGGAAAGAGAAGAUGGGCCACCGAGUUCAUUCUAUUUUGAACAUUUACGAGAGUGGGAACUGACUAUGUUGGGUCAGUGCUUUUUGCAGCGUAUGGAAAGCCACAACUCGGAUUGGAUGGAGGUUUACAUGUCCCCGGAGCGAAUUCGAGACUUUGACUAUGCUAUUCAGCACUGUGAUAGUGAAUUUAUGGUAAAAAGAAUUGAGGAGUGGUUGGAUAUUGUGGAGGGAGGCGAGCAGUAUCAACGACUUUUAGAGUACGACUGA